This is a messenger RNA of Boeremia exigua, 4674 nucleotides long. Its product is annotated as WD40-repeat-containing domain protein. Gene Ontology annotation, molecular function: protein binding. NCBI's taxonomy places the organism in Eukaryota, Fungi, Ascomycota, Dothideomycetes, Pleosporales, Didymellaceae. Gene Ontology annotation, cellular component: nucleus; transcription repressor complex. The transcript has 2 exons. Gene Ontology annotation, biological process: negative regulation of transcription by RNA polymerase II. The coding region runs from base 1 to 4461 and encodes 1486 amino acids. The record is from RefSeq and is a predicted model, not a curated record.
AUGCGUCUUCUACACUACGACGAACAAGGCGAGGUGCGCAUUGUAAGCUUUGACGAUCGCGCGAUACCGCCUUAUGCUAUACUGUCACACACGUGGGGAGCGGAUGCGGAGGAGGUGACCUUCGCAGACCUCCAAACAGGCCACGGCAAGAACAAGCCAGGCCACAAGAAGAUCCUCUUCUGUGGAAAACAGGCACAGCGCGACGAUCUCCAGUACUUCUGGAUCGACACGUGCUGCAUCGACAAGGCUAACAAGGCUGAGCUCGCCUUCUCUAUCAGGUCGAUGUUUCACUGGUACCGCAAUGCAGCUCGGUGUUAUGUAUAUCUGUCUGAUGUUUCUACUCAGCCUCUACCGGUUACGCCAGGCUACUACAACUCACGAUGGUUUCUUUGGAUCUGGACACUGUCUAUUCUCUAUACACUGUCAAGAUGGCACAGCAGCGUGAUGCAUCGCUACUUCUAUACGCGCCAUGUAGCACGCACUGCAGUUAGCAGCGAUGUUGUGCUCAGCAAGCAGACGCCUGAGUUCACGUUCAAAGAAAGCAGAUGGUUUACCCGCGGAUGGACGCUGCAGGAGCUGCUCGCCCCAUCCACGGUAGAGUUCUUCUCUAAGGAAGGUGCCAAACUUGGCGACAAGUUUUCGCUGGCAAAAGAAGUGCGUGAAGUUACAGGCAUUCCUUGCUCAGCGUUGCAGGGCGAACCGUUGUCCGACUUCAGUGUGAACACGAGAAUCUUAUGGAACGAACACCGGGUAACGAAGAUUCCGACUGACCGCGCAUACUCUCUGAUGGGAAUCUUGGGAGUUAGUCUGUCGCCGUUCGACGGCGAGAGUCCAGCUGAAGCGAUGAAACGAGUCACAGACGAGGCCGAAAAGCAGGACAAGUGCCUUCGAGACAUACACCAGACAGAUCCUCGGAACGACAAGAAGCGCAUCGAGGAUACCAAAGGCGGUCUUCUCGCAGACUCCUACCGCUGGGUGUUUGCCAAUCGGACUUUUCAGCAAUGGCAACAGCGCUCGGAUAGCCGACUGCUGUGGGUCAAAGGCGACCCUGGCAAAGGAAAGACGAUGCUUCUGUGUGGCAUCAUUGACGAGCUGCACAACUCGAUGCCAAGGUCCACCCUGCUGUCGUACUUCUUUUGCCAGGCGACAGACCCGCGCAUUAACAGCGCUACAGCCGUGCUACGGGGCUUGCUGUAUAUGCUUAUACACCAGCAACCGUCACUUGUAUCGCAUAUCUGUAAGAAGUACGAUCAUGCAGGCAAAGCCUUGUUUGAGGAUGCAAAUGCCUGGGUCGCCUUGACGGAGAUCUUCAUGGACGUGCUACAAGACACUCAGCUGAGAACUACAUACCUGAUCGUCGAUGCGCUGGACGAGUGUGUCACUGAGUUGCCGAGGCUGCUUCACUUCAUCGCAAAGCAGUCUUCUGCCUCUUCCCAUGUCAAGUGGGUCGUGUCGAGCCGCAACUGGCCAGAGAUCGAAGAGCAGCUAGAGCAAGCUGGGCACAAGGCCGGGCUGAGCCUUGAGAUGAACGCAGAGCAUGUAUCUGCAGCUGUCGACGUGUUCGUCCAGCACAAGGUGACUCAGCUGGCACAGCAGAAGAACUACGACCAGCAGAUGCAAGACACGGUCUUGGAGAGGCUGACGGCAAACGCAGAUGGCACCUUCCUGUGGGUGGCGUUGGUGUGUCAGGAGCUUCGAGCAACAGCGAGACGGAACGUGCUGAAGAAACUGGACACUUUCCCGCCUGGCCUAAAGGCGCUUUACGAGCGGAUGAUGCAGCAGAUCAGCGUGUCGGAUGACGCUACAGUCUGCAAGCAGGUGCUGGCUUCAGCCGCGCUCGUGUACCGGCCAAUCACGCUGCAGGAGCUAGUGGCCCUUGCUGAGCCGCUCGAAGAUCUAACCGACGAAGCAGAGGUGCGAGAGAUCAUCGGCCUCUGUGGAUCGUUUCUCACUUUGCGAGAAGACACGAUCUACUUUGUGCAUCAGUCUGCAAAGGACUUUCUCUUUGCAAGUGCAUAUAACGAGGUCUUUCCACGGGGCGCUGAAGCCACCCAUCACGUGAUCUUCUCCAGGUCGCUCGCGAUCCUGUCCCAGACAUUGCAAAGGGAUAUGUACAGCCUGGAAGCGUUAGGUGUUGCUAUCAAAGAUGUUCAACCGCCAGAGCCAGAUCCGCUUGCAGCCUCACGCUACUCGUGCGUUUACUGGAUCGAUCACCUGUACGACUCGAAACCUAAGUCUUGGGCAUACAGUGUUGGUGACCUGAAAGUCACUGAUGUCAUUGAUGAGUUUUUGAGGACACAAUAUCUCUACUGGCUGGAAGGUCUCAGCCUGUGCAAAAGCAUAGGAAAGGGGGUGAUUUCGAUGGCAAAGCUAUGCUCUCUUGUUCAGGAGAUGCAGGAUACGAGUGAGCUUACUAAGCUUACUAAGGAUGCCAGCCGAUUUGUCAUGUACCACAACGGAGUUAUUGAGAGCUACCCUCUACAAACAUACGUAUCUGCUCUGCUAUUCAGUCCGACAGAGAGUGUGACUAGAAGGUUGUUCCAGGACAAAGAGCCAAAAGGAAUCACUAUCAAGCCAGCAAUGAGCGCUGGCUGGAGUGCUUGUCUGCAGACGCUUGAGGGCCAUAGCAGCGAAGUCAACUCUGUAGCCUUCUCGCACGACUCGAGCAAGCUGGCGUCGGCGUCAUGGGACAGGACGGUCAAGGUGUGGGAUGCGAGCAGCGGGGCGUGUCUGCAGACGCUCGAGGGCCAUAGCAGCAUUGUCAGGUCUGUAGCCUUCUCGCACGACUCGAGCAAGCUGGCGUCAGCGUCAGACGACAACACGAUCAAGGUGUGGGAUGCGAGCAGCGGGGCGUGCCUGCAGACGCUCGAGGGCCAUAGCAGCACUGUCACCUCUGUAGCCUUCUCGCACGACUCGAGCAAGCUAGCGUCAGCGUCAUACGACAACACAGUCAAGGUGUGGGAUGCGAGCAGCGGGGCGUGCCUGCAGACGCUCGAGGGCCAUAGCAGCACUGUCAACUCUGUAGCCUUCUCGCACGACUCGAGCAAGCUGGCGUCGGUGUCAGGCGACUGGACGGUCAAGGUGUGGGAUGCGAGCAGCGGGGCGUGUCUGCAGACGCUCGAGGGCCAUAGCGACUGGGUCAACUCUGUAGCCUUCUCGCACAACUCAAGCAAGCUGGCGUCAGCGUCAGACGACAACACGAUCAAGGUGUGGGAUGCGAGCAGCGGGGCGUGCCUGCAGACGCUCGAGGGCCAUAGCAGCACUGUCACCUCUGUAGCCUUCUCGCACGACUCGAGCAAGCUAGCGUCAGCGUCAUACGACAGGACGGUCAAGGUGUGGGAUGCGAGCAGCGGGGCGUGUCUGCAGACGCUUGAGGGCCAUAGCAGCACUGUCACCUCUGUAGCCUUCUCGCACGACUCGAGCAAGCUGGCGUCGGCGUCAGACGACAACACGAUCAAGGUGUGGGAUGCGAGCAGCGGGGCGUGUCUGCAGACGCUCGAGGGCCAUAGCAGCACUGUCACCUCUGUAGCCUUCUCGCACGACUCGAGCAAGCUGGCGUCGGCGUCAGGCGACCGGACCGUCAAGGUGUGGGAUGCGAGCAGCGGGGCGUGCCUGCAGACGCUCGAGGGCCAUAGCAGCACUGUCACCUCUGUAGCCUUCUCGCACGACUCGAGCAAGCUGGCGUCGGCGUCAUACGACAAGACGGUCAAGGUGUGGGAUGCGAGCAGCGGGGCGUGCCUGCAGACGCUUGAGGGCCAUAGCAGCACUGUCACCUCUGUAGCCUUCUCGCACGACUCGAGCAAGCUGGCGUCGGCGUCAUGGGACAGGACGGUCAAGGUGUGGGAUGCGAGCAGCGGGGCGUGUCUGCAGACGCUUGAGGGCCAUAGCAGCACUGUCACCUCUGUAGCCUUCUCGCACGACUCGAGCAAGCUGGCGUCGGCGUCAGACGACAACACGAUCAAGGUGUGGGAUGCGAGCAGCGGGGCGUGUCUGCAGACGCUUGAGGGCCAUAGCAGCUAUGUCAGGUCUGUAGCCUUCUCGCACGACUCGAGCAAGCUGGCGUCAGCGUCAGAUGACAACACAGUCAAGGUGUGGGAUGCGAGCAGCGGGGCGUGUCUGCAGACGCUUAACAUCGGCAAGGCUCUCUACCAUCUAUCCUUCGAUCCCACCAGCUCCUUUCUUCAUUCUGAGAUAGGCUCUAUUGCUAUACAUGGCCCGGGAACUUCCAGCGAGAUAGCCGUCGUGGAACCUGCACUUCCUCAGUAUCUAGGCACGAGCCUUAGCUCUGAUAGCAUAUGGAUUAAGUAUGGCGGCAGGAACUUGUUGUGGAUACCGUCAGAGUAUCGACCGUCACGCUCUGCAGUGUGCGGGAACAGAAUUGGGAUGGGCGUUGCGACUGGCAGAGUGUGGACCUGCAGUGUUGGCCCAGACAUCCUUACGUGUAUGCUCAGCAAGUUGUAGACAUGAAACAGUUGCUCGCUGCUCAAGAUUGAGCUUCUGAAGUCGGCUUCUUAAGUGGCUAUAAGGGCGUAUAGAGCUCACGAAUUGCAUAGCAAAGUAUAACAUGCAGCAAUCUGGAAAAAAAAAAAAAAAAAAAAAAAAAGACUGACGCUGUGUGAUUACGACUGAAUCUUGCGCUCUGUCUUCUAGCUGUUUUAAAGUGCGUCCCUACGU